AUGGCCGAAACCAAAGUGUUCCAAGCCGAUCAAGCGCCCGUAGCUGGCGAACCCUGUUCGACGGAGAAGAAUCUGAUAAACUAUGGCGCUCCAAAUGUCCCUUUCUAUACACCAAUUCAAGACCCUCCUGCAGGGACUCCUUGGGACAUCCAACCGGAAGGCUCACUCUUUUCACCCUUGAAGAUUAACGAAACGGUGAUCCACAACCGUAUCAUCGUCUCUCCUAUGUGCCAGUACGUAUCCUUUAUUCCAAUAUACCUCCACCUCGGUAGCUUCGCAGCUCGGGGAGCGGGCUUGAUCCUCACCGAAGCCACUGCUGUUGCUCCUGAAGGGCGCAUCUCACCUCAAGACGUCGGUCUCUGGGAGGAUGGGCACAUUGAGCCACUAAAAAAGAUCGUCGAUUUCGCACAUAGUCAAGGAGUGAAGUUCGGUGUUCAAUUGGCUCAUGCUGGCCGAAAAGCUAGUACAGUUGCUCCGUGGAUUGAUCGUAAGGCCGCGGCGCGCGACUACUCAGAGGGAUGGCCCAAGACAGUCAUAGCCCCAUCUCCCGAAGCUUAUAGCGCGCAGACACUUAUCCCAAAGGAAGUAACAAAAGAGGAUAUUGAGAAGUUCAAGCAGGACUGGGUUGCUGCGGUUCGCCGUGCAUUGAAAGCCGGCGUAGACACCAUAGAAAUCCACGGAGCUCACGGCUACCUUCUCAACGAAUUCCUCUCACCAACCGCCAACAAACGUACCGACGAAUACGGCGGCACCUUCGAGAACCGAGUUCGCCUAUUCCUAGAAAUCGUAGACCUUCUCAAAGCCGAAGUACCCACCAAUUUCCCCGUGCUAGCCCGCAUCCCAGCAACCGACUACUUAGAGUACGACCCCAGCCUACCGCAAUGGGCGCUCUCAGAUGCAAUCGAGCUAGCUAAGCUCCUUGCCGCGCGGGGCGUGCACUUCCUUGAUAUUACCGGUGGCGGCACGGAUGCCCGCCAGCGCAUUACCGCGAGCCCUGGGUACCAAGUUCCGUAUGCGGCUGCCAUCCGGGAGGCUGUCGCGGGUACCGGCACAUUGGUCGGUACUGUAGGUGAGAUCACAUCUGGAAAACAGGCGCAGGGUAUCCUAGAAGCCGGGUCCGCCGAUGCUGUUAUCGUCGGUCGUGCAUUUCUGAAGGAUCCGGAUUUGGUGUGGCAUUGGGCGGAUGAGUUGGAACUGGAUAUUCAUGUCGCGAGUCAAUAUGGUUGGGGUUUCGGAAUGACCAGGACUCAUAGGCAUAAGAGACGCUAG
Molecule: messenger RNA, 1269 nt
Organism: Hypoxylon trugodes
Lineage: Eukaryota; Fungi; Ascomycota; Sordariomycetes; Xylariales; Hypoxylaceae
Product: FMN-linked oxidoreductase
Exons: 7
Coding region: 1-1269 (422 amino acids)
Cellular component (GO): intracellular anatomical structure
Molecular function (GO): FMN binding; NADPH dehydrogenase activity; NADP binding
Source: RefSeq, a predicted model, not a curated record